Epithele typhae is the source of this 972-nucleotide messenger RNA. Its product is annotated as UPF0014-domain-containing protein. NCBI's taxonomy places the organism in Eukaryota, Fungi, Basidiomycota, Agaricomycetes, Polyporales, Epitheliaceae. The record is from RefSeq and is a predicted model, not a curated record. Bases 1 to 972 code for a protein of 323 amino acids. The transcript has 6 exons.
AUGGACUCUGCGCCAGAUUCCUCGGGCAACACCCACCUCACCUGGGCAAACGUAGGACUCGCCUUCGCCUUUAUCCUCUUCGAUGGUGUCCUCUCCACCACUUUCGGUCUUGGAGUGGGGAGCUCGCUUGUCACGGCCGCCGUUCGCUGUGUCGUGCAGCUGAGCGUGGUGGCUCUCAUUCUGCGUCAGGUUUUCGAGAGCAAUAACCCGUGGGCUGUCGCGGGCCUGGCAUGUCUGCUGAACCUUAUGGGCACCAUUGAAACAGUCGUAAACAAGUCCAAAAAACGAUACGACCAUAUGUUUCCCACUGUGUUGAUUGGCAUGCUCGGGUCAACACUUCCAGUGUCUAUCAUUGGAAUACGAUUUGCCAUGGCCGUUGAACCGUUUUGGAAACCAGAGCAGUACAUACCUGUUGUCGGAAUGCUUUGUGGUGGCACGAUUUCCGCAAUCGUCGUUUCUAUAACUUAUGUACUCAAGGAGAUCUACGAUAACAAGGAUAAAGUCGAGAUGUACCUUGCCUUCGGUGCUUCGCGAUUUGAGGCAUGUAAGCCGAUCGCAAGAGACGCGCUGCGUUUAGCCCUUACGCCCAAUAUCAACCAGAUGAGCGUUAUUGGUAUCAUCGCCAUCCCUGGCAUGAUGACCGGUGCGAUCCUCGGUGGUUCCUCCGUCGAACAAGCGGCCCGGUUACAAAUGGUCAUCAUGUUCAUGAUCUCCUCAUGCACCGCGCUCGCGUCUUUCACGACCACCAUUCUGGCGCUCAGCAUUGUUGUUGACAAUGAACAUCGUGUACGUACGGACAAGAUUGACACUCGCCCGCACGCUGUAUGGCGCGCGCGGAGCUGGCUCUUUCAAAAGGUCGUUGAUGGUGUCAAAAAUGGUGCGGCUUCCACGGCAAAAGGUUUUGCAAGACUGUCAGGUGGGCAAGGCAGCACGGAGGAUGGUCAAGGGGAGCGUGAAAGACUGUUAGGAUGA